Carlito syrichta (Philippine tarsier) is the source of this 12140-nucleotide messenger RNA. It is a transcript of the gene DNAH7, whose product is annotated as dynein axonemal heavy chain 7. NCBI's taxonomy places the organism in Eukaryota, Metazoa, Chordata, Mammalia, Primates, Tarsiidae. The record is from RefSeq and is a predicted model, not a curated record. The transcript has 62 exons. Gene Ontology annotation, biological process: microtubule-based movement. Gene Ontology annotation, molecular function: dynein light intermediate chain binding; calcium ion binding; ATP binding. Gene Ontology annotation, cellular component: dynein complex. Bases 113 to 11929 code for a protein of 3938 amino acids.
CUCAAAGCCCCAGUGGCAGCAGGCAGCACCGUUGUUCCACCUGACUGUCAAGCAGGACGAUGAGACUCCAGAACCAUUUCGUGUUAAAAAUGAGCAGUCCUACGGUGAAUACAUGGAACGCAUUAAAAAAAAAGGCCAAUUAUCUGACCAGGUUGAUGAUAGCUGUGCUGGACCAUCUACUUUCCGGCCGAAGGGCAAAUCUCCACACAAAGAGCGAGAGAGCUUUAGGAGCACUCUGGUCAGCGUCAUCACGCAAGAAGAUGCUGGUUUAGACCCAACUAUUCCUGAUGAAAGCACGUUUUUAAAACCAACCACUUCUGCAAUAGAAAAGGACAUCUUGAGGUAUUACUAUUAUAUUCACCAUGGAAUUGAUACAGACCAUGUAGCCCCAAUGGAAGAUUCUUGGCUAGAACAUGUAUUGGAUUUGGUUCCACAACAUCUGAAAGUCCUCACUGACAGCAUACUUGUAUUAUCUGACGAAAUGAGAGAAGAUUACCUUCUUAGUGUCAAGAAAUCCAUAGUUGAUUUUGUUUUAAAAGAUCCGAGAGAAAAGGAAGAUGAUAAGAAAACAGAUGAACUUCCACCCCAUCGUGCUGAAAUGGAAAUUCUCCCAAAACCUUGGAGGAAAUCUUUUUUGGCUGCGAGCAGUUACAUUCGGGAUCACUUGAACGCCAUGAACCCCACAAUGCUGGCUGUGCUGGAUUUGUGGCACAGUAAUUUUAGAAAAUUACGUUUAAUUGAUAUAGAAGAAUUUCACAAUCGCCAUGAUGCAUUAGAGCUGUCAAGUUUUCAGAACAUUAUCAUGAGACACAUGGAAUCUGCCAAAGAGACUCUACUUAAAAUGUGGUUUCCAGAAGUACAGAAUAUUUAUUACCAAGGUAAUAAAAAAAAACAAUUGCCAACUGGUGACAGCAGUGCCAAAUUGGAGUCUUUUUUCAACUGUGCUGCUACACUUAUGACUUUACAGCUGCAGGACCUCGCAUUGGUCUCCAUGCAGGAUUUCACAAACUUAAUUGCACAACCCCCAGAUUCUGUUAGAGCUUUUGAACAUCCAGGUUUUAUCAUGAGGCUGAUUCUUGAAAAUGACACCAUUAAGUUUGAGCCUGAUUUUAAUGACUAUAUAGAUAUCCUUAUAAAUGCUUAUGAUGUCAUGAUUAAAGCUGUCAGUUUUGUACCAAGAGUUGAGACAAAAUUAUAUUCCAAGUGGGAAAGUAAGUCUAAACCAACAACUUUGAAGCCCAUAAUUUUGAAUGAAAUUGUGGAUGCUCACAAAGAAAAGAUUAAGGAGGUGAUUAUGAGAGAGAGCGUGGCACCCACUGAGCACCUCAGGCUCUAUGACAAGUAUGACUUUUUAAUUACCAAAAAAGCUGAGCAAGAUGUUGAUAACUUCCUUGUAAAAAAUCAUAGUUAUGAGAAAAUAAUAGAUGAAAUUCGAAAAUACCAGAAACUAAUAGAGGAAAUACAGUACACAUCUAUAAAGACUGUUCGUUUGGGAAUGUUUGAAAUGCACUGUGAGGAAUUAAUCAGAGCUUUGGUGAAACGAGCAGAUAGUCUUUGUGGGAGACUUACAGCCCGAAUGUUCAGAGAUCAUCAGGAAGUAAAUACAAGAUUGUGCAGUGAAUUUGAGAGGAUAGCUGAAAAAGCUUUGAGCACUCCUCCAAAUACAGCAGAACUGAUGGAAAUGAAGGCUUACAUUCAGAAAGUGGAGGCAACUGAUAUGUUAGAACUGGAACAGAGGUUAGUGGACUCCAAAAACUGCCUUGCCUUCCUCAUCGAGUGCACUAGCUUUUCUCCUGCAGACAUCAGGUUGAAUAAUAAUGUUUUCCAAUGGUAUGGAAGGAUGGGAGAAGUUUUUGAAGAUCACAGGAAAAUUAUUAAAGAGAAAACAGAACAAUAUCAAGAAGGUCUGAAGUUACGGUGUGACCGGUUUGUGGAGGAACUAGAGAGUUAUGCCAAGCAGGCAGAGGAGUUUUAUUCAUUUGGAGAUCUUCAGGACAUACAUCGGUACCUGAAAAAGGCACAAACACUGAAUGCAAAGUUGGAUUUAGCAGCAGAAAAGAUUGAGCAGUUUAAUGCUGAAGAGGAGGCAUUUGGUUGGCUACUAUCAAUAUAUCCUCAACGUAAAAAAAUCCAAGAUGGUUUAAACCCUUACCUUCGUCUCUAUGAAACUGCUGUUGAAUUUAGCAACAAGUACAGAACAUGGACAGAAGGGCCAUAUCACAAGGUGAAUCCAGACCAAGUAGAAACCGAUGUGGGGAACUACUGGAGAGGACUGUAUAAGCUGGAGAAGACCUUCCAUGAUGCUCCACAAGCACUGGCCAUGACCAAGAAGGUGAGAGCCAGGGUGGAGGAGUUCAGGCAGCACAUCCCACUCAUCCAGGUGAUCUGCAACCCUGGUCUGCGCCCCCGGCACUGGGAGGCCAUGUCCACCAUAGUCGGGUACCCCUUGCAGCCAGCCGAGGACUCCACUGUCUUCUCCUUCCUGGACAUGAACCUGGAGCCCUACUUGGACAAACUCGAAGGCAUUGGUGAAGCAGCUAGCAAGGAAUACUCUCUCGAAAAGGCCUUGGAGAAGAUGAUUGCUGAGUGGGAUGCAAUGGAAUUUGUCAUUCAUUCUUACAGAGAAACUGGGACAUUUAUUCUGUCAUCAGUUGAUGAGAUUCAGAUGUUGUUGGACGACCACAUUGUCAAAACACAAACCAUGCGGGGCUCUCCUUUCAUUAAGCCUUAUGAAAAGCAAAUGAGGGACUGGGAGGGCAAGCUCCUGCUGCUUCAGGAGAUCCUGGAUGAGUGGCUCAAGGUCCAGGCCACUUGGCUGUACCUGGAGCCCAUCUUCAGCUCACCAGACAUCAUGUCCCAGAUGCCUGAGGAAGGCCGGCGGUUCACAGCUGUGGAUAAAACAUGGAGAGACAUCAUGAAAACUGUCAUACAGAAUAAGCAUGUUCUGACAGUUGUAGCUAUUGAGAGAAUGUUGGAAAGGCUGAAAAAAUCUAAUGAACUUUUGGAACUCAUUCUUAAAGGACUUAAUGAAUAUUUGGAAAAGAAACGCCUCUUCUUUCCCAGAUUCUUUUUCUUGUCGAAUGAUGAACUUCUUGAGAUACUGUCUGAGACUAAAGAUCCUACUAGGGUGCAACCUCACUUGAAGAAGUGUUUUGAAGGAAUUGCAAAGGUAGAAUUUACGGACACUCUGGACAUUACUCACAUGAAGAGCAGUGAAGGAGAGGUCGUGGAGCUCAUAGAGACCAUUUCCACAGCCAAAGCCAGAGGGCAGGUGGAGAAGUGGCUGGUUGAGUUAGAGAGAGUCAUGAUUAGCUCCAUCCACAAGGUCAUUGGAGAUGCAAUUCUUGCCUAUACAAAAUAUGAACGAAUUAACUGGGUGAGGGAUUGGCCGGGACAGACUGUUCUCUGUGUAUCCCAAAUCUUUUGGACAAAAGAAGUACAAACAGCUAUUCCACAGGGGCUGAAGUUUAUUGAACAAUACUUGGAAAAAUGUAACAGACAGAUUGAUGAUAUUGUCACUUUGGUGCGUGGCAAGUUGUCCAAGCAGAAUCGCGUUACUCUGGGAGCACUGGUGGUCCUGGAUGUCCAUGCUCGGGAUGUCCUUGCUGCACUGGUGAAGAAGAAAGUCAGCGAUGACACCGACUUCGAAUGGUUAAGUCAACUGAGGUACUAUUGGCAGGAAAAUCAUUUGGAGACAAAGAUGAUCAAUGCAGGCUUGCGAUAUGGAUAUGAGUAUCUGGGUAAUUCCCCCAGGCUGGUUAUCACCCCCCUCACGGACAGAUGUUACAGAACCUUAUUUGGAGCCCUUCACUUGCACCUUGGAGGAGCACCUGAGGGUCCAGCUGGCACUGGAAAGACUGAAACUACCAAGGAUUUAGCAAAAGCUGUAGCCAAGCAAUGUGUUGUUUUCAACUGCUCUGAUGGAUUGGACUAUUUGGCUUUGGGAAAAUUCUUUAAGGGACUGUUAUCUUGUGGAGCCUGGGCGUGCUUUGAUGAGUUUAAUAGAAUUGAUUUGGAAGUACUUUCUGUGGUUGCUCAACAAAUCCUUACUAUCCAAAGAGGUAUUAAUGCAGGCACUGACAUACUAAUAUUUGAAGGAACGGAACUGAAGCUUGACCCCACGUGUGCUGUGUUUAUAACAAUGAACCCUGGGUAUGCUGGGCGGUCAGAACUGCCAGACAAUCUGAAGGCUCUCUUCCGGACAGUAGCCAUGAUGGUGCCCGACUACGCCAUGAUUGCUGAGAUAGUCCUGUACUCCUGCGGGUUUGUCACCGCUCGGCCACUGUCAGUGAAAAUUGUUGCUACGUAUCGCUUGUGUUCAGAGCAGCUGUCAUCGCAACAUCACUAUGACUAUGGAAUGAGAGCUGUGAAGUCAGUGCUCACAGCAGCUGGGAAUCUGAAGCUGAAAUAUCCAAAUGAAAAUGAAGAAAUUCUGCUAUUUAGAUCCAUCAUUGAUGUAAAUCUGCCAAAAUUUUUAUCCCAUGAUUUACCACUCUUUGAGGGAAUUACUUCGGAUUUGUUUCCUGGGGUGAAAUUACCAAAACCAGAUUACAAUGAUUUGCUGGAAGCGAUCAAAGACAAUUGUGCCUCUAUGAAUUUGCAAAUGACCUCAUUCUUUUCUGAGAAGAUUCUUCAAAUCUAUGAAAUGAUGAUUGUGCGUCAUGGUUUUAUGAUUGUUGGAGAACCAUUUGGAGGAAAGACCAGUGCAUAUCGUGUCUUAGCUGGAGCUCUAAAUGAUAUAUGUGAAAAGGGGCUAAUGGAAGAAAACAAGGUUCAAAUAACGGUUUUGAACCCUAAGUCUGUCACCAUGGGUCAGCUGUAUGGACAGUUUGACUUAGUGUCCCAUGAAUGGUCUGACGGAGUCCUUGCUGUCAGUUUCAGAGCAUUCGCUUCUUCUAUGAGCCCAGACAGGAAGUGGCUGGUGUUCGACGGGCCAGUGGAUGCGGUAUGGAUUGAGAACAUGAACACCGUGCUGGAUGACAACAAGAAACUGUGCCUGAUGAGUGGGGAAAUCAUCCAGAUGUCACCACAGAUGAACCUCAUCUUUGAGCCCAUGGAUUUAGAAGUCGCCUCUCCCGCCACCGUCUCCAGGUGUGGCAUGAUCUACAUGGAGCCCCACAUGCUGGGCUGGAGACCGCUGAUGCUAUCCUGGGUGAACUUGCUGCCUGAGACAGUCAGUACGAUUCAAAAGGAAUUCAUAAUAGGCUUGUUUGACAGAAUGGUCCCUGUUUCUGUUGAAUUCAUUAGAAAGCAUACAAAGGAAUUAUCUCCUACUUCAGAUACCAACUUGGUCCGAUCCUUAAUGAAUCUAAUAGACUGUUUUAUGGAUAAUUUUGCUGAUGAAGUCAAAGUAAAAGAGAGAAAUGACCGAGAAACUUACUCCUUGCUUGAGGGUAUCUUCCUGUUUUCAUUGAUCUGGUCCAUUGGUGCUUCUUGUACAGCUGAUGAUCGGUUGAAAUUUAAUAAUAUUCUUCGAGAACUAAUGGAAGGUUCCAUUUCAGAACGUACUCGAAAUAGAUUUAAACUACAGAGUGGUGCUGAGCACAUGCCCUCAAAGACACUAACUAUUCCAUUUCCUGAAAAAGGAACCAUUUAUGAUUAUCAGUUUGUCACUCAGGGAAUAGGAAAAUGGGAACCAUGGAUAAAGAAAUUGGAAGUCACUGCUCCUAUUCCCAAAGACCUGCUGUUUCACGAAAUCAUUGUGCCGACUCUGGACACAGUUCGAUACUCUGCAUUAAUGGAACUGUUGACCACUCAUCAGAAGCCUUCAAUAUUUGUAGGACCAACGGGAACUGGAAAAAGUGUUUAUAUUAUUAAUUUUCUUUUAAAUCAACUCAACAAAGACACCUACAAACCCCUGCUAAUUAACUUCUCUGCACAAACUACAGCAGCUCAAACUCAGAACAUCAUCAUGUCAAAACUGGACAAAAGAAGAAAGGGGGUCUUUGGCCCUCCUUUGGGCAAGAAAAUGGUUGUCUUUGUAGACGAUGUCAAUAUGCCUGCCCGAGAGGUAUAUGGGGCUCAACCUCCCAUCGAGCUGCUCAGACAGUGGUUAGAUCACUGGAAUUGGUAUGAUCUGAAGGACUGCUCGAUGAUUAAACUAGUAGACAUUCAGAUCAUGUGUGCUAUGGGGCCUCCAGGCGGUGGUCGAAAUCCAGUCACUCCUCGAUACAUGCGACAUUUCAACAUCAUAACAAUCAAUGAAUUUAGUGAUAAAUCCAUGUUUACAAUCUUCUCUAGAAUCUUAACAUGGCAUUUAAAAACCUGUUGUCAAUUUCCAGAAGACUUUCUGGACUUGACCAAACAAAUUGUGAAUGGCACAAUGACCCUGUAUAAAGAAGCCAUGAAGAAUCUUUUGCCCACGCCCGCGAAGUCUCACUACUUAUUCAACCUCCGUGAUUUCUCCAGGGUCAUUCAAGGGGUUUGCUUGUCAAGACCAGAAACAGCAGAAACCAAAGAGGUGAUCAAACGUCUUUGGGUUCAUGAGGUUCUCCGGGUGUAUUACGACCGCCUCCUGGACAACACAGAUAGAAGCUGGCUUAUCAACUGCAUCCAAGAAAUCUUGAAGAAGUACAUGGAUGAAGACUUCCAUAAGCUUUUCCUGAGUCUAGACUUUGAUGGCGAUGGCGUAGUAGUGGAGGAUGACCUGCGCAGCCUGAUGUUUUGUGACUUCCACGAUUCCAAGAGGGAGGACACCAACUACAGGGAAGUGGCCAACGUGGACAGCCUCCGCAUGAUUGUGGAGGGCCAGCUGGACGAGUACAACAACAUCAGCAAGAAGCCCAUGAGCCUCGUGCUGUUCCGCUUCGCCAUCGAACACAUCAGCAGGGUCUCCCGCAUCCUGAAGCAGCCCCGCAGCCACGCACUCCUGGUGGGCGUGGGUGGGAGCGGGAGGCAGUCGGUCACCAGGCUGGCCGCCCACAUGGCCGACUACUCCGUGUUCCAGGUGGAGAUCUCCAAGGGCUACAGCAGCACUGAGUGGCACGAAGACUUGAAGGUGAUCUUGAGGAAAUGUGCUGAAGGCGAGAUGCAGGGUGUCUUCCUGUUCACAGACACUCAGAUCAAACAAGAGUCCUUCCUCGAAGACAUCAACAACCUGCUCAAUGCCGGGGAGAUUCCCAAUCUCUUUGCACUGGACGAGAAGCAAGAGAUAUGCGACAAGAUGCGCCAGUUAGACCGCCAGCGGGACAAGACCAAGCAGACGGACGGGAGCCCCGUGGCAUUGUUCAACAUGUUCGUGGACCGCUGCCGCAGCCAGCUGCAUGUGGUCCUGGCCAUGAGCCCCAUCGGGGAUGCCUUUCGGAACCGGCUGAGGAAGUUCCCCUCGCUGGUGAACUGCUGCACCAUCGACUGGUUCCAGCCAUGGCCAGAAGACGCGCUGCAGGCCGUUGCCUCGAGAUUCUUGGAAGAGAUUGAGAUGUCGGGGGAAACACGCAAUGGCUGCAUUGACAUGUGCAAGAGCUUCCAUACCUCCACCAUACACCUGUCAAAGUCUUUCUUCGUGGAGCUCCAAAGACACAAUUAUGUGACUCCUACCUCUUAUCUCGAGUUAAUCUCCACCUUCAAGCUGCUGCUAGAAAAAAAAAGAAGCGAAGUGAUGAAAAUUAAGAAGCGGUACGAGGUGGGUUUGGAUAAAUUGGAAUCUGCUUCCUCUCAAGUGGCCACAAUGCAGACUGAGUUGGAGGCACUCCAUCCUCAGCUAAAAGUUGCCAGCAGGGAGGUUGAUGAGAUGAUGGUGAUCAUUGAGAAAGAGUCUGUAGAGGUCGCCAAGACAGAAAAAAUUGUAAAAGCUGACGAGACAGUCGCAAACGAACAGGCCAUGGCAGCCAAAGCCAUCAAGGACGAGUGUGAUGCGGACCUGGCAGGAGCCUUGCCCAUCCUGGAGUCGGCGCUGGCUGCCCUGGACACACUCACCGCUCAGGAUAUCACCGUGGUGAAAUCCAUGAAGAGUCCCCCUGCAGGGGUCAAACUUGUAAUGGAAGCUAUAUGCAUCUUGAAAGGCAUCAAGGCUGAUAAAAUCCCUGACCCCACAGGCUCAGGAAAGAAGAUGGAGGAUUUCUGGGGCCCGGCUAAGAGACUGCUUGGGGACAUCAGAUUUCUACAGUCACUUCACGAAUAUGACAAGGACAAUAUUCCUCCAGCUUAUAUGAGUAUCAUAAGAAAAAAUUAUAUUCCAAAUCCAGAUUUUGUUCCAGAAAAGAUCAGAAAUGCUUCUACAGCAGCCGAAGGUCUGUGCAAGUGGGUCAUAGCCAUGGAUUCGUAUGACAAAGUGGCUAAAAUAGUGGCUCCCAAGAAGAUCAAGCUGGCAGCAGCUGAAGGGGAGUUGAGAGUUGCCAUGGAGGGACUCAGAAAGAAGCAGGCAGUCCUGCAUGAGGUGCAGGACAAGCUGGCCAAGCUGCAGGACAGGCUUGAGCUGAAUAAGCAGAAGAAGGCAGACCUGGAGAACCAGGUUGACCUGUGCAGCAAGAAGCUAGAACGGGCUGAGCAACUGAUCGGGGGCCUUGGAGGUGAGAAGACACGCUGGAGCCAGACAGCCCUGGAGUUGGGGCAGCUGUACGUGAACCUGACGGGGGACAUCCUCAUCUCCUCUGGUGUAGUGGCCUACCUGGGCGCCUUCACAUCCAGCUACAGGCAGAACCAAACUAAGGAGUGGACAACUUUGUGCAAAAGAAGAGGUAUCCCCUGCUCAGAUGAUUACUCUCUUACGGGCACCCUGGGAGAAGCAGUGACAAUUCAAGCUUGGAAUAUUGCCGGACUACCUUCUGACUCAUUUUCCAUUGAUAACGGGAUCAUCAUCAUGAAUGCAAGAAGGUGGCCCCUGAUGAUCGACCCUCAAGGCCAGGCUAACAAAUGGAUCAAGAACAUGGAGAAAACCAACAGUCUUCAUCUCAUCAAGCUGAACGAUCCUGAUUAUGUCAGAACUUUGGAGAAUUGCAUCCAGUUUGGUACUCCUGUGUUGCUAGAAAAUGUAGGAGAAGAGCUCGAUCCGAUCCUGGAGCCCCUCCUGCUCAAGCAGACCUUCAAGCAGGGUGGGAGCAUCUGUAUCCGGCUGGGCGACACCACAGUGGAGUAUGCACCUGACUUCCGUUUCUAUAUUACCACCAAGUUGCGGAACCCCCACUACCUGCCUGAGACGUCGGUGAAGGUAACACUGUUAAAUUUCAUGAUAACUUUGGAAGGAAUGCAAGAUCAGCUCCUGGGAAUCGUGGUGGCACGAGAAAGGCCAGACCUUGAGGAAGAGAAGCAGGCCUUGAUCUUACAAGGAGCUGAAAACAAAAGGCAGUUAAAAGAAAUAGAAGACAAGAUUUUGGAAGUUCUUUCGUCUUCAGAAGGCAAUAUAUUAGAGGAUGAAACUGCUAUUAAGAUAUUAUCUUCCUCCAAGGCUCUGGCUAAUGAGAUUUCUCAGAAGCAGGAAGUGGCCGAAGAGACUGAGAAGAAGAUCGACACCACCCGCAUGGGCUACCGGCCCAUUGCCGUGCAUUCCUCCAUUCUGUUUUUCUCGAUUGCUGACUUGGCCAGCAUCGAGCCCAUGUACCAGUAUUCACUGGUCUGGUUCAUUAACCUUUUCAUCCUGUCCAUCGAAAAUUCAGAGAAAUCAGAAAUUUUAACCAAAAGGCUCCAGAUCCUCAAGGAUCACUUCACUUACUCGCUCUAUGUCAACGUCUGCCGCUCACUGUUCGAGAAGGACAAGCUGCUAUUCUCGUUCUGCCUCACGGUGAACCUUCUGCUACAUGAGCACGAGGUUAAUGUGGCUGAGUGGAGAUUUCUGCUGACUGGUGGCAUUGGAUUGGAUAAUCCUCAUGCCAACCCUUGUACAUGGCUUCCUCAAAAAUCCUGGGAUGAAAUAUGUCGAUUAGAUGACUUGCCUGCCUUUAAAACCAUUCGUAAGGACUUCAUGCGCUUAAAGGAUGGAUGGAAAAAAGUAUACGAUAGUCUGGACCCACACCAUGAGGUUUUCCCUGAAGACUGGGAAAGAAAAACAGAUGAAUUUCAAAGGAUGCUUAUCAUUCGCUGCUUAAGGCCAGACAAGGUGAUUCCAAUGUUGCAGGAAUUUAUAAUCCAUAGAUUGGGGCGCGUAUUCAUUGAGCCCCCGCCCUUUGACCUGUCCAAGGCAUUCGCAGAUAGUCACUGCUGUGCCCCACUAAUCUUUGUGCUCUCGCCCGGAGCAGACCCGAUGGCUGCCCUUCUCAAGUUCGCCGAUGACCAGCGGUCUGGGGGAUCCAAACUUAGCUCUCUGUCUCUUGGUCAAGGCCAAGGGCCCAUUGCUAUGAAGAUGCUAGAGAAAGCUGUCAAGGAAGGAAGCUGGGUUGUUCUUCAGAACUGUCACCUUGCUACCUCUUGGAUGCCCACCCUUGAGAAAGUGUGUGAGGAGUUAAGCCCGGAAUCAACACACCCAGAUUUCCGGAUAUGGCUAACGAGCUACCCGUCCCCCAACUUCCCUGUGUCAGUUCUGCAGAACGGGGUGAAGAUAACCAAUGAGGCUCCAAAAGGACUGCGGGCCAACAUCAUCCGGUCCUAUCUCAUGGACCCUAUCUCUGACCCCGACUUCUUCGGCAGCUGCAAGAAGCCGGAGGAAUUCAAGAAAUUGCUUUAUGGCCUCUGCUUCUUUCAUGCUUUGGUACAAGAAAGACGAAAAUUUGGACCUUUGGGGUGGAAUAUUCCUUACGAGUUCAAUGAGACUGAUCUGAGAAUCAGCGUGCAGCAGCUGCACAUGUUCCUGAACCAGUAUGAGGACCUACCUUAUGACGCCCUGCGGUACAUGACGGGUGAGUGCAACUACGGCGGCCGGGUGACCGAUGACUGGGACCGGCGCACACUGCGCAGCAUCCUGAACAAGUUCUUCAACCCAGACCUGGUUCAAAAUUCAGACUACAAAUUCGACUCGAGUGGCAUCUACUUUGUACCUCCUUCUGGUGAUCACAAAAGCUACAUGGAGUACACAAAGACCCUGCCAUUGACCCCCGCCCCAGAGAUCUUUGGGAUGAAUGCCAACGCGGACAUCACCAAGGACCAGGCAGAGACGCAGCUGCUGUUUGACAACAUCCUCCUCACACAGUCUCGUUCAGCAGGUGCAGGUGCUAAAUCAUCGGAUGAAGUAGUGAAUGAGGUUGCUGGGGACAUCUUGGGCAAACUUCCAAACAACUUUGAUGUGGAGGCUGCGAUGAGGAGAUACCCAACCACGUACACACAGAGCAUGAACACCGUCCUCGUCCAAGAGAUGGGGCGGUUCAAUAAGCUGCUGCAGAUCAUAAGGGAGUCGUGCAUUAACAUUCAAAAAGCAAUCAAGGGGCUUGUCGUGAUGUCUACAGAUCUUGAAGAAGUGGUUAGUAGCAUUUUGAAUGGCAAAAUUCCAGGAAUGUGGAUGGGUAAAUCCUACCCAAGCCUUAAACCACUGGGCAGUUAUGUGAAUGACUUCCUUACAAGACUGAAAUUCUUGCAGCAGUGGUAUGAGGUGGGACCCCCGCCAGUCUUCUGGCUCUCCGGCUUCUUCUUCACACAAGCCUUCCUGACGGGCGCCCAGCAGAACUACGCCAGGAAGUACACGAUCCCCAUCGACCUCCUCAGCUUUGACUACGAGGUGAUGGAAGACAAGGAAUACAAGCACGCGCCCGAGGAUGGUGUGUUCAUUAAUGGACUGUUUCUGGAUGGAGCUUCCUGGAACAGAAAGAUCAAGAAACUUGCAGAAUCGCAUCCCAAAAUUCUUUAUGACACAGUGCCUGUGAUGUGGCUGAAGCCCUGCAGGAGGGCAGAUAUCCCGGAGCGGCCCAGCUACGUCGCCCCGCUGUACAAGACAAGUGAGCGCAGGGGAACACUGUCUACCACCGGCCACUCCACCAACUUUGUGAUCGCCAUGACGCUGCCCUCGGACCAACCCAAAGAGCACUGGAUCGGCCGUGGCGUGGCACUGCUGUGUCAACUCAACUCGUGAUUGGGACAUAACUCUUGCUCCAACUUCCUGUUGGAUGGCUGAGUAGAAAAUGUGUGUUUUACUGUUUAAACAAGUGUUUUGGGUUAAAUAAAUAUGACUAAAGUUACACUUAAUUAUGAAUUUACUUACAUGCAAAUGCAGAGAAGGUAAAAUGAUUCCUACUUCUAUGUAAGGAAAUGUUCUGAAAUAAAGACUAAAGAAGGUACACUGG